CUCGGUAAUUAGAGAAAAAGAGAGCGCCAACAUUACGAUUAUUUUGAAAUAAUUUGAUUGUAAACAUGCCACGCCCAACAAGAGAAAAAAGUAACUCUGAACCAAAGAAAAAUUCCAAAAGCAAAGCUGUCGAGAAACAGAAGGACAGCUGGAUAUUUAUUAUUAAUGAUGAGGUUAUCAAUGUGUCCAACUGUACACAAGAAGCGAUGCCGACACUUUGUAAGCUGAGACAUCCACGUUUAAAUUCAGGUACUGUGUACCUGGUAUCUGCAGAACACACUGGUAUCUAUGAAGUUAACUGUUUCAAAGAAAAAUACAGAUCUUGGUUUUUUGGAGAUACAGUUCACAGUGACGGUCACAUUUUUUUAACUACACCUGUUGAUCCUUUAUUUUUAAUUCUGCCCUACCUAAUCAAUGCUGGAGAGAAUAAGCGCUUCAUGAAGCUGGACCAGAUUGUUGCGGAUGAGGAUUUUCCAGACUGCCACAAAUUGUUGACGUGUUGCAUAGAUGAUCAACUGGAACUAGUCACUGAUUGGAAAGAUAUUGAUGACAGCACUAGAGUAUAUCGUUACAAUCUAGACAAAACUUUAAAUUGGCUUAAAAUUAAGACGGAGACAUUAACAGAUGUUUUAGAAGAAAAAAAUGUUCAAGUCAGCACCAAAGGCGCGCACAGUACCUUUUUUGUUCGCAGCAAAGGCUCUGAGAUAUCCAAAGAUUCAUAUACUGAAUAUGCUUUUGGUAUCAUCUGUGACUACUUACCAGUGGCAUUGGAAGAGAGACUUAAAACUUAUUUAGGAAUACCUGAAACUGCUGAGAAUAUUCCCACACCUGAUUUAACUGUAGAGAAUGAACCCCCACUUAAGAAAGCUAAGGUUGGAGACUUGACACCUACUGAAGAUUACAGUGUGGGUUAUGACCUUAAAAAGGACAAGUCCAAGACUGGGAAGCUGAGUGCCGCACAGAAAAGACUGAGUAAAGUGGAUAAAUCAGGGAUGAAGAGUAUGCUCAGCUUUUUUUCUCCCAAGUCAUAAAAGUCAUUGACUCAUCUGUCUUAAGUCAUGUUUAACUGUUCUUAAUCCUACGUCUUCGCUGUGAGAAAAUUUUGGAAUAUUGUGCCCUUCACAUCUUCUUCAGUGCUCUUUGCCUGCCUAUACUGUUAAAUAAGGCAUGAAUUUUUAGUGGUCCUGGUUAAAUGAGAUUUUGGUAACAAUUGAAAAAAAGAGUUUAAAAAAUUAAAUAUCGUGCAGUUGUUACUUAUUGAUAUGAAGUUGAUGAAUAUUUUUUGGAAAAUACAGUAAAUAUGGCACUUUUGGUUUAAAAUUACAUGUGAUGAAUAUGUAAUGUCUCUAGUAGAAAAUAACAUAUAACUUAAUUAAUACUUAGUUAAAAAAUGAAUCAUUUAAUUUCAUGUAAAAUUUGUAUGCAAAACAC
Physella acuta is the source of this 1431-nucleotide messenger RNA. RefSeq names its product ribonuclease H2 subunit B. Gene Ontology annotation, cellular component: nucleoplasm; ribonuclease H2 complex. The record is from RefSeq and is a predicted model, not a curated record. Gene Ontology annotation, biological process: RNA catabolic process. NCBI's taxonomy places the organism in Eukaryota, Metazoa, Mollusca, Gastropoda, Physidae.